Messenger RNA from Dermatophagoides farinae (American house dust mite), 2585 nucleotides. Lineage: Eukaryota; Metazoa; Arthropoda; Arachnida; Sarcoptiformes; Pyroglyphidae. The record is from RefSeq and is a predicted model, not a curated record.
UUAAGUUUUUAAUCAUAAUUCCAAAAAUAAAUCGACAAAUUAAUCAGCUUUUUUGUAAUUGUUAAUUAAUCAUUCGAAAAAAAGGAUGAAAGCAAUCAUAGCUUUAUCCAUCAUCAUAAUCAUUGUUUCAUUCGUACCGAAUGAUGUUGAUGCUGGUAAAUUUAAAUGUCCACAACCAUUUGGUUAUUAUGAACAUGAAAAUUGUUGGCAAUUUUAUCAAUGUUCAUGGUAUACACCGCAUGUAAUCACUUGUCCACCGUUUACACAAUGGGAUCAACGAAUUCUUACUUGUCGAUGGCUCACCGAUUGUGAACGACCAUCGUUUUUUCCGACAACUACUCGAAGACCAACAACCACAACCCGUCGUCCAACAACCACAACCAGUCGACCAACAACCACAACCCGUCGACCAACAACCACAACCAGUCGACCAACAACCACAACCCGUCGACCAACAACAACAACUCGGGCUCCGACAACGACCUUAAAGCCAACAACAACAACACGGGCUCCGACAACGACCCUAAGACCAACAACCACAACAAGUCGACCAACAACUACAACCCGUCGACCAACAACAACAACUCGGGCUCCGACAACGACCCUAAGGCCAACAACGACAACAACACGAGCUUCAACUACAACCCGUAAAUCAGAUAAUUCUCGUUUUGAAUGUCCGAAAGCAAAUGGCCGAUUUAAACAUAAAGAAUGUUAUAAAUACUAUCAAUGCACACAAUGGAAUGCCAUUGAAAUGACAUGUCCAAAAAGUACACAAUUCGAUGAAAAUCAACAAGAUUGUGUUCCAAUAUACGAUUGUCCAAGACCAGCAUUAGGAUACAGUUGUCCAGAACCAGCUGGGUAUUUUCCACAUGAAAAUUGUUGGAUGUUCUAUCAAUGUGGUAAUGGAAUCGGAUAUGAAAUGGUUUGUCCAAAAGGAACUCAAUGGAAUCAGGCAAUUUUGACUUGCGAUCAUUUGAGUGAUUGUGAACGACCUGAUAUCGGUGGAACUACAACAACAUCGAAUCAUAAUCAAACAACAACUACAAUGCCCACUACAUCAACUCCUACCACAAUUAGAUCCACGACCAUUAAGUCAACCACAUCGAAUGAUGAUGAUGAUGAUGAUGAUGAUGAUGAAACUACAACAAUGAAAUCAACUACCGUACAAGAAUCGACAACUUCAAACAAUGAAGACGACAAAGAAACCACAACCAUUGAGUCAACAACAUCGAAUAACGAUGAUGAUGAUGAUGAUAAUGAAACUACAACAAUAGAAUCAACUACCGAACAAGAAUCGACAACAUCAAACGAUGAUGAUGAUGUCAACGAAACCACAACUAUGGAAUCGACAACAGAACAAGAAACGACAUCUAAUGAUAACGACAACGAUGAUGAAACUACGACUGUGGAAUCGACAACAGAACAAGAAACCACGACAUCUAAUGAUAACAACAACGAUGAUGAAACCACGACUGUGGAAUCGACAACAGAACAAGAAACCACGACAUUUAAUGAUAACGACAACGAUGAUGAAACUACAACCAUUGAAUCCAGCACAGAAUCGGAAACAACCACUAAAGGUGGUUUUCAAUGCCCUGAACCAUCUGGAUAUUAUGAACAUGAAAAUUGUUGGAUGUUCUACCAAUGUGGAAAUGGCAUUGCUUAUGAAAUGACGUGCCCAAAAGGCACUCAAUGGAAUCAGACAAUUUUAACCUGCGACCAUUUGACUGAUUGUGUACGACCCGAUAUGGAUGAAACAACAACCGAUUCGAAUGACGAAGAAACUACAACCAUUGAAUCGACAACAGAACAAGAAACGACAACAUCUAAUGAUAACGACAACGAUGAUGAAACUACGACUGUGGAAUCGACAACAGAACAAGAAUCGACAACAUCUAAUGAUAACGACAACGAUGAUGAAACUACAACCAUGGAAUCCAGCACGGAAUCGGAAACAACCACUGAAGGCGGUUUUCAAUGCCCUGAACCAUCUGGAUAUUAUGAACAUGAAAAUUGUUGGAUGUUCUACCAAUGUGGUAACGGAAUUGCCUAUGAAAUGACGUGUCCAAAAGGCACUCAAUGGAAUCAGACAAUUUUAACCUGUGACCAUUUGACUGAUUGUGUACGACCCGAUAUGGAUGAGACAACAACCAACGAUGUACAAGACAAUGAAACGACAACAUCAAACAAUGAAAAUGAAGAAGAAACGACAACAUCAAACAAUGAAAAUGAAGAAGAAACGACUACGGUAGAAAUAACAACCGAAAUCGAUUUGACAACUAUCUCCGAUGAUAAUAAUAAUGAUGAUGAUGAUCAAGAUACGGAAACAACUACUGAGAAUGAAACAACAACAACUUCUCAUAAUCAAUUUGAAUGUCCUGAAUCCAAUGGAUAUUAUCCACAUGAAAAUUGUUGGAUGUUUUACCAAUGUGGUAACGGAAUUGCCUAUGAAAAGACAUGUGCUAAUGGCACUCAAUGGAAUCAGGCAAUUUUGAAUUGCGAUCAUUUAACUGAUUGUGUUCGACCAUAAUCCAAGAAAACAAAAUGAAAUCAUAUAAAAAGUUAUUGUUAUCUUAUCAUUGAAA